Molecule: messenger RNA, 2204 nt
Organism: Pogona vitticeps (central bearded dragon)
Lineage: Eukaryota; Metazoa; Chordata; Lepidosauria; Squamata; Agamidae
Gene: B4GALT4
Product: beta-1,4-galactosyltransferase 4
Biological process (GO): carbohydrate metabolic process
Cellular component (GO): Golgi apparatus
Molecular function (GO): galactosyltransferase activity
Source: RefSeq, a predicted model, not a curated record
CGCUCUAGCUGCCGGGAAGAAUCUUUAUGGUGGUCACAAGGGGCCGCUCCGUCCUUGUCUCUCUGAUUGGCGGGGGAUUCAGGCUGAUUAUCGACUCCCGAGCCGAAGGGGAAAUAACGGGAAGAGGAACUUGGUUCGGGCAACGCCUAUGUGCAGUGGUUCCUGCAGUUCUGAGCAAACUCCUCCUCCUCCUCCUGAAUCUCUGAGAGGCAACAGAGGGCUCUUUAUGGUGUGGGAUUUCACAACUGAAAAGUGUCCCUCCCACCUGGAAGCGGAGCUGUCUUAGCUGUGAUAAGAGCAAAAUAGCUUUUACUGCAGGAAGGAGAGCCACGGCAGGAUCAAGUCAUCCCUUGUAAUGUCUGUCUUUCAACUCUUGCUGAGCUAGAAGGACAUGAAUUCGGAAGUUGGAGAUUCGUCAGAAUGCAGCAGCCCAGAACUCUUCCUUUCAGUGUGAUGUCCUUGCUCUCCUUGAAGGGUGCUACAACAGGGAUACAUUGGAGACACUAUCGAGGGGAAAACUUAUAAACGCGACAGGGCCAUGGGCAUGGGCUAUGCCAGCCUUCAUGUCUCCUACAAGCUCAAGCUCUUGAUGCUCUUCACCUUGUGUGUCUUAUUGGUGGGUUGGGCCACCUCAACUUACUUAGUGGAUGCUGUGCAUGAAGCCCCAAAAACAAAAAGCAUAGUGGAGAGCGUCAGGAAACCAACCACUGUUGCAGAGGAACAAAGGGAAAACCCAAAGAGGAAUGCUGUGCCUACUCUGAAGCUGCCUGUUGUGAAGCCUCCAUGCCCCUCGCUGUCUCCCUAUCUGCGAGGCCCCAGCAAGCUUACCUUUAAAGGAUCUCUCACCCUGGAAGAGGUAAAGAAAGAGAAUCCUCAGAUAACGAAGGGACGCUUUCACCCAACAGACUGUUUAACUCAGCAACGUGUGGCAAUAUUGAUUCCCCACCGGAAUCGUGAGAAGCACCUGCUAUACCUGCUUGAACACCUUCACCCCUUCUUGCAGCGGCAGCAACUGGACUAUGGCAUUUAUGUCAUCCACCAGGCUGGUAAUGCCAAGUUUAACAGAGCAAAACUGCUGAAUGUAGGCUACCUGGAAGCCCUGAAGGAAGAGGAUUGGAAUUGUUUCAUAUUCCAUGAUGUGGACCUGGUGCCAGAGAAUGAUUUCAACAUUUACAUGUGUGGCAGUCAGCCAAAGCAUUUGGUAGUGGGCAGAAACAGCACAGGCUACAGGUUGCGUUACCAAGGUUACUUUGGGGGCGUAACAGCUCUAACAAAGGAGCAAUUUGCAAAGGUGAAUGGAUUUUCUAACAACUACUGGGGCUGGGGAGGAGAGGACGAUGACCUCCGGAUCAGGGUUGAAAUACAGAAGAUGAAGAUCAUUAGACCUUCCCCCAGCAUAGCCAAAUACACAAUGAUCUUCCACACAAGAGAUGAAGGAAAUGAGGCAAAUGGACAGAGGAUGAAUCUCCUACGUCAGGUAUCUCGAGUGUGGAAAACAGAUGGCUUAAACUCCUGCUCCUAUAAGUUGCUCUCCGUGGAAUACAACCCUUUGUACACAAAUAUCACAGUGGAUUUUGGCAGGCCAAUGAAGACUUCCUUGCCAGCUCUUUAGUACCUAAUGAAUUGUAUCACAAUGAGGGGGGAAAAGAGAACUUCCAGCGUCAAGAGCUGCAGCAGUUGAAUAUCCAGCCUUCUGUUGAUGGCUUCCUAGCAGCCAAGUACAUGAUGAGAAUGAUAGGGUUGGUGUUUUUUCUUCUCUAGUAGGUUUGCUAGAUAUUUCUUUGUGGACCAGACAGCACCAGUCAUUUGGUGAUUGGGGUUUACUUGAGAGAGGCCUCUUUAAACCAGUCUUUUUUUGGGGGGAAAUCCCCUUUCUGAGAAGGGAUCCAAGUUCCACUGUCCAAAACCUAUCAGUUUUGAUAGCUUGUGUUGAAUCUCCACUCUUCUGAAGUGGAAAGAGGGAUAUAAGGACAAUACUGCCAUACUUUUUCAGAGGUGCAAAAUCAAGGGCUUUUUCAUUCAAUGUGUUUUUAAACAGGACAACCAUAUUUAAAGUAACUGGUUUUUCUCCAGCCAAUCAGCCAAGUGCUUUGGCAACAUCUACUUCUGAUGGAAAGGUGCAUAAUACUGUCUUGUAAGAACAGCCACAGAAAGAGUAAGGAAAAUGCAAACUUUUUCAAUAAAAAUUAACAUUUCACUGAAAA